UAAAACAAACACUCGAAUUCAUAGAGAACUAUUGUCAUAGAAUAACUAUCUGAAUAGUUCAGAUGUACAAAACAUAUAUUAUUAUUUAAUACAUAAUGGGUACAGCCAAUCUGGAGAUGCCGGAAUUGAUUUCCUUGAGCGGUCGCACCAAUCAUUUGGCACUGCCCGAAGUGAAGCGUAUUACAGACAUGCGCAAAUUUAUGAAUGAAUCAAAGAAUACAAGUAUUGAGAAACUAACAGAAUUUAUCGCUGGCCAAGAGCAACAGUGCCAAGAUAUAACAAAGCUGCUUAAAGAGCAGGUGCAAUUGAAAAUGGAUGCACUGCGCCAGGUGAAGGAGGAUAUGCUAGAGCUACAGCGUCAGCUGAAGGCGCCCGAUGCCAGUGAACGCUUCACAAAAGGUCACAAGGUGCUGGUCAAGUUUUUCGACGAGACGGAAAUCAAUGAAUACGAAGUGCCCGAUGCUCUGGCACGCUAUAGCCUGAAGAUGAGUGCGCUCUAUGGCGAAAUCCUGGCCCUGGACAGCGAUGUAGACUAUGUGGGCUAUCUGGCAAGCAUUGCCAAAGUGAACAAGGAAUAUGUCGUGGAUUGGUCCAAGCGUGAAGUAAUCAACAAGACCAAGGUAAAAAUCAUUAGAGUUAAAACCCCUGAGAAAACUUAAGGAUAUAUAUUUAUGUAUGUAUAUGUAGAUUUUUAAGUUUAGGCUGGAGCAUGAAGCUGCAUUAGUUUGUAAUAGCUUGGCUAAAAUUCAAUAUUUGUAUCAUAUGCGGGCCUAGCGGGUACCAUAUAUACGCAUUGUUAACUAAAUUGAAAAUGAUAAAAAUAAAUUAUCACGAAUUAU
Drosophila hydei is the source of this 839-nucleotide messenger RNA. RefSeq lists its product as uncharacterized. The coding region runs from base 96 to 659 and encodes 187 amino acids. Lineage: Eukaryota; Metazoa; Arthropoda; Insecta; Diptera; Drosophilidae. The transcript has a single exon. The record is from RefSeq and is a predicted model, not a curated record.